Molecule: messenger RNA, 408 nt
Organism: Owenia fusiformis
Lineage: Eukaryota; Metazoa; Annelida; Polychaeta; Sabellida; Oweniidae
Source: the annotation of a GenBank genome assembly
AUGGCACGUACAAAACAGACCGCCCGUAAAUCCACUGGAGGAAAGGCCCCAAGGAAACAGUUGGCCACCAAAGCUGCACGUAAAAGUGCCCCCUCAACUGGAGGAGUGAAGAAGCCCCAUCGUUACAGGCCAGGAACAGUUGCACUCAGGGAAAUCCGUCGUUAUCAAAAGUCCACUGAAUUGUUGAUCAGGAAGUUGCCAUUCCAGAGACUUGUUAGAGAGAUUGCACAGGACUUCAAGACUGAUCUUCGUUUCCAAAGUGCAGCCAUUGGUGCUCUACAGGAGGCUAGUGAAGCAUAUUUGGUUGGACUUUUUGAAGACACUAACUUGUGCGCAAUCCACGCCAAGCGUGUAACAAUCAUGCCCAAGGAUAUCCAGUUGGCAAGAAGAAUCAGAGGAGAGCGUGCA